AUGGGUGAUACAAGCAGCGAGGCGGAAACGCUGUCACCCGCCAAUCGGGCACAGCAAGUGUUGGCAAAAGCAGCCCAAUCACUUCACCGGCGGCGCGCCGCGCCACCUCGACUCCCACUCCCCAUCAGCUUCACCCGAACAUCCACACCCCCGCCCACACCUUUACCCGUCGAGGAAGCCAUGAAGUGGGUCACGAUCGAACUGUCCAACUACCCGACACAGUUCACUCACCAAGACGUCCUCGAUCUCUUCCAAGACUUCACCAUCUCACCGGAGUUCACGCUGCCAAACGCCGUGAAUUUCACUCACCCACUUCGCACGUUCAUCAAGAUUGCCGGCCAGGAAGAAGCAAAACGCGCAGUCCACGAGAUGCGUUGGAGACUCUUCGGCGGCCGCGCGAUCAGUGUGAAGAUGGCCGAAGACACUGGUCACGAAGAGGUCAACCAGACUGCCGAGGAAGUGAUCGACGAGACAGAUCACGAAGACGUCAACCAUACUGCAGGUGAAGUGGUCGACGAGACAGGUCAUCAAGAGUUCGAGCAGCCUGCCGAGGAAGUGGUCGAGGAGACAGGUCACGAAGGCGACAAGCAGAAGAACGAGAAAUUAGCCGUUCAGCAGAAGAUCGAGAUCAUAAACAUCGCUCGCGCAUACUACCCACAUCUCGCGUCCAAGGUGCUCGAAAUCCGCGAACAUGUCCAAGGCUACGACACCUUCGCCUUCUUGCAAGCCCGUGAUCUCAUCCCAGUGCACGGCGAGUCCGACGCCAACAUGGAGCCGGGCGAGAACGUGGUCAAGUGGGAACUCGUUGCUUCUGGUCGCUCGAGCGGUUUCAGCUGGAAGAUGGAGGAAGGAACUGAUAUCCUUUCGGCGUUGAAGUGGCUGCGCGAUGUGCUGGUGACUCAGGGUACCAUGGCCAGAGUGUGGGGUGAGUUAGAGGGUGCGGAUGUGAGGCCGGAUGUGUGA
Pyrenophora tritici-repentis Pt-1C-BFP is the source of this 963-nucleotide messenger RNA. Its product is annotated as DUF1777 multi-domain protein. Lineage: Eukaryota; Fungi; Ascomycota; Dothideomycetes; Pleosporales; Pleosporaceae. Gene Ontology annotation, molecular function: RNA binding. The record is from RefSeq and is a predicted model, not a curated record.